AUGGUUGAUUUACCAAAAGUUGCAGUUUUGGAUUUUAAUACUGAUCGUGCUCAUUUCACACUUGGUUAUUUUGCUGGUCAAAACAGGAGUUGUUGGAUUUGUAAGCCCGGUGAAUAUAAAAUGGUCAUUGUUUAA
This is a messenger RNA of Dictyostelium discoideum AX4, 135 nucleotides long. RefSeq lists its product as hypothetical. NCBI's taxonomy places the organism in Eukaryota, Evosea, Eumycetozoa, Dictyosteliales, Dictyosteliaceae. The transcript has 2 exons. The record is from RefSeq and is a predicted model, not a curated record. The coding region runs from base 1 to 135 and encodes 44 amino acids.